This is a messenger RNA of Folsomia candida, 1167 nucleotides long. Its product is annotated as exoskeleton protein RP43. Bases 488 to 1099 code for a protein of 203 amino acids. The transcript is spliced from 4 exons. Lineage: Eukaryota; Metazoa; Arthropoda; Collembola; Entomobryomorpha; Isotomidae. The record is from RefSeq and is a predicted model, not a curated record.
AUGGGUAUAAAUUUAAGCAGAUUUACCACGUUAGACCUCAAGUAAUGAGUUGUACUCAAUCCGAUAUGUUUCCAAGUGUAGGUUUCUUCCUGGUCUUACUGGCAGUCUCCGCAAGAGGUGCUCCAAACCCCUUCCAGAACAACCGACCGGAGGAUCCUGUUCCAGUUGAGACAAGUAUGAACAUAUUACAGUACAUAUUUACAUGUGAAAUUAAUUCUUAGAGCACAUUAACCUUUCGAGGGGAUAGCAUUUUAUUUAUGUAGGAGUUUGUGUUGCUCCUUUUAAUACCAAAAAUUCUUCACAUUUCAACCCAUUGAUUAACGCACUCUUUUCACGCCGUGGAUACAUCGGGUUCCCAAACUCAGCCCGUAUACCCAUAUGUAUUUAUCGUUGAACGGACCUUAUUUUUAAUAUAAUACGUGGCGGUUACAUUGAGGCUUCCUCGGGCACGAUCAACUUCCAAGUCGGUGGGUCAAUUCGAGCCGAUAUGCGCUGCAUUUGGACGUUAAAGGCACCCGCACACGAUCUGAGGUUUGUUCUCGUCUCGUCCGGCUUGAAGGAAACGGAUGGCUUGUACUUGACCGAAUUUGGGCAUCUACACGCAGGUCCAGGACGUCAACAGAGGGUAACCACCAUUGGCCAGAAUUACACCUUUAUAUCGAAACAUGUCUUCAUCACGUUGAACGUCGGACACGCCCCGACCUUCGGAUUCAGUCUCCAGUUUUUCUCCAGUGGGUAUGACGACAUUUUUCAGAGACUCACGGGCCAGUCAAGUUUGACCACAGGGAAAGGAAAUCUAAGCUACCCGGUUGGUGGGGGGCAGUACGGUAACAAUGAGGUCGUCUGGUUCACAAUCAGCUCUUCAGUUCCGUCCCAACCAACGCUACGAUUCACGAGGGUGGAUCUCGAGUAUAAUGGAUCCUGUAAUUAUGACAGUCUCCAGACGUACACAUGGUUUAACAAUCAGUUCACAGAGGUAGCGAGGUUUUGCGGGACAACUAUUCCUCCAAGCCUAACCUUGACCGAAGGCCUUGGUUUGAUAAGCUUUGGUACUGAUGGCUCCACCACCGGGUCUGGAUUCGACUUUGAGUAUGAAUAAAUAAGUACAUGCAUAUGCACUUAUGGUAACAAACUGGCAAACCUUAAUAAACAGAUGCAUAUUAAGUA